This is a messenger RNA of Aspergillus udagawae, 1032 nucleotides long. RefSeq lists its product as uncharacterized. Bases 1 to 1032 code for a protein of 343 amino acids. The transcript is spliced from 2 exons. NCBI's taxonomy places the organism in Eukaryota, Fungi, Ascomycota, Eurotiomycetes, Eurotiales, Aspergillaceae. The record is from RefSeq and is a predicted model, not a curated record.
AUGAGACGCUGCCAGGCUUUAUCCAUUCAUACAUUGAGAAACAUCGUCGGGAUUGCAGCCUUCGUUCUUAUUGUAUGCAACGUAUUCCAAGCUGAAUUCAAAUCCUUUCUGGGUCGUAUUGGUUUCUCUGGAGCUGUGCUUGCACCUCUCAAUGAUACCCUUGGGUUCGAAAAGAUCGCAGUUGUGUCUACCGGGACUGCCUGGCGAUUAGGCGGGCUUCUGGAAGCAGCAGACUACACACAUCUUCAGCUUGACAUCCUGUCCCAGCCAGACUGGACUGAUAGUGACGUGGAUACGUUUCGAGGCGUGGGCGUGCCGGGAAGAAAUAUACAAAUGGGCCCCGGCCAGGCCCGUUGCUGGUUAGGCCAUCUCAAUGUCUGGCAAGAGAUCAUAUCCCAGCAAUGGGCUACAGUACUGAUCAUGGAAGAUGAUGCGGACUGGGAUAUCGCCGUGAAGAAUCAGUUGCUGCGUCUCUCACCCGUGAUUCGCCAGGUCACCAGUGCGACGGACCGGGGCGAACGGUCGCCCUAUGGUGAGGCCUGGGAUCUUCUGUGGCUCGGCCACUGUGGUGACUAUAUUCCUGACGAUCCAGCAUCAUUUGUGGACGAGACACUCCCAGCGUCAUCCGUCUACCGGGAAAAUGAUGGUCGGUUGACGAACUUUCCUCCGCAUCUCCGCAUGGUUCAUAAAUCUGUUGCUCCCAUCUGUACAUACGCCUACGCCCUCACAACAGCGGCGGCAACCAAGCUUUACGAGUUGUCGCAUCAUGGAAUGGAUAAGAUCAUCACUGACCAUUUUCGUGUCUGGUGUAAGAACGGAACCUUGAGAUGUUUGACAAUAAACCCGGAAGUCUUCCAUCACCACAAGCAAGCAGGGGAGAUCUCAAGUGAGAUUGCAGUUGUGGAGGGGUGGGACGACCUCGCCGCGAGGAGCAAGGUGGACUUUACAGCCAAUAUUCGAUAUAGUGCAAGGUGCAGUAGUAGAAGUAAACACCCUGUUGCCUGCCAAGAUGAAUAUGCCAGAACUCGGUAA